Nannospalax galili (Upper Galilee mountains blind mole rat) is the source of this 2416-nucleotide messenger RNA. RefSeq names its product UDP-glucuronosyltransferase 1-6. The record is from RefSeq and is a predicted model, not a curated record. Gene Ontology annotation, molecular function: UDP-glycosyltransferase activity. The transcript is spliced from 6 exons. The coding region runs from base 132 to 1727 and encodes 531 amino acids. NCBI's taxonomy places the organism in Eukaryota, Metazoa, Chordata, Mammalia, Rodentia, Spalacidae.
CUGAGGGUUUGUAUUGCUUCACUGGCUGAUGUGUGGCUGGCUGAAAGCAGGCGCCUGGAUUUCUGACCCUCCUAGAACUUUCACUGCGCGCUGCCUAGAAGCUUACUUCUCUAAUUUUAAUAUCCUAAAGGAUGGCUUGUCUUCUUGCUGCUGCUCAGAGAGUUUCUGCGUGGCUUUUCUUCCUUGUGCUUUGGGGCUCGGUUCUAGGUGAGAAGCUGCUGGUGUUUCCUCAGGAUGGAAGCCACUGGCUUAGCAUGAAGGAGAUAGUGGAGCACCUCAGUGACAGGGGUCAUGACAUUGUGGUACUGGUCCCAGAAGUCAGUUUGCUUUUGAAAGAAUCCAAAUACUAUACAAGGAAAACCUUUCCAGUGCCCUAUGACCAGGAAGAGCUGACGACCCGGUACCGUACCUUUGGCAACAACCACUUUGCCCCAAGGUCACAGCUGGAGGCUCCUCAGAGAGAGUACAGAAACAACAUGGUUAUCAUUGACCUGUGCUUCUUCAAUUGCCAGAGCCUCCUGAAGGACUCCGCCACCCUCAGGUUCCUCCAGGAGAGCAAGUUUGAUGCUCUGUUCACAGACCCAGCCAUGCCCUGUGGCGUGAUCCUGGCUGAGUACCUCAACCUGCCCUCCGUCUACCUCUUCAGGGGCUUCCCAUUCUCCUUGGAGCACAUGCUUGGCCAAAGUCCAAGCCCCGUGUCAUAUGUCCCCAGAUUCUAUACCAAAUUCUCAGACCACAUGACGUUUCUCCAGCGGGUGGCCAACUUCAUUGUUAAUAUCUUGGAGAACUAUGUGUAUUAUUGUCUGUAUGCAAAAUAUGAAGUCCUUGCCUCACAACUCCUCAAGAGAGACGUGUCCUUAUCGACCUUACAUCAGGACUCUCUGUGGCUGUUAAGAUAUGACUUUGUAUUUGAGUUUCCCAGACCAAUCAUGCCCAACAUGAUCUUCAUUGGUGGGACCAACUGCAAGAAGAAAGGAGCACUGUCUCAGGAAUUCGAAGCCUACGUCAAUGCCUCUGGGGAGCAUGGAAUCGUGGUUUUCUCCUUGGGAUCCAUGGUCUCAGAAAUUCCAGAGAAGAAAGCUAUGGAAAUUGCUGAGGCUUUAGGGAGAAUCCCUCAGACAGUCUUAUGGCGCUACACUGGAAGUCGACCAUCAAAUCUUGCAAAGAAUACAAUACUUGUCAAGUGGUUACCCCAAAAUGAUCUGCUUGGUCAUCCAAAGGCUCGAGCAUUCAUCACACACUCUGGCUCCCACGGUAUUUAUGAAGGAAUAUGCAAUGCGGUUCCAAUGGUGAUGAUGCCCUUGUUCGGUGAUCAGAUGGACAAUGCCAAGCGCAUGGAGACCCGGGGAGCUGGGGUGACCCUGAACGUCCUUGAAAUGACCGCUGAUGAUUUAGAAAAUGCACUGAAAGCUGUCAUCAAUGACAAAAGCUACAAGGAGAAUGUCACGCGCCUCUCCAGGCUUCACAAGGACCGUCCCAUUGAGCCGCUGGACCUGGCUGUAUUCUGGGUGGAGUUCGUGAUGAGGCACAAGGGGGCACCCCACCUGCGCCCUGCUGCCCAUGACCUCACUUGGUACCAGUACCACUCCCUGGAUGUGAUUGGCUUCCUCCUGGCCAUCGUGCUUACAGUGGUCUUCAUCGUCUUCAAAUGCUGUGCCUACGGGUUCCGUAAAUGCUUUGGGAAAAAGGGGCAAGUUAAGAAAACACAUAAAUCUAAGACCCACUAAGUGGGUGGGAAGGGGAUGUUUUGAUCUAUUCUCCAAAUCAUUUGAAACUUGAGAACAGAAUCAGUGUUAAAUUCAUAUUCUUAUUAUGGAAAAUGUGUCCCUAAGUUAGAUACCCAGAGCAUUUUUAAAUAAAAAUAAUCUAAUUUCUGUUCACACCUACAGGGGAGGGUAUUUGUAUAUGUGGCCUGCUUUUCCAGUAUUUUUAAUCUGGACAACACUUGCCAUCUGUCUGUGACCUAUAGGAAAGUUUGGCACUCAGUGUUAGAUUUCUUGCUCGGAAAUGUGGCCUCUUUGAAAGUUCCAGGAUUGAUGGGCUCCUGCAGCUCCCCUACCUCCCUCCGCUGAUGGCUCAGUGUGUCAUCUGGGUUCUUCUACCUGCUGCAGUCACGCCUUCCCCAGUGCUGGUCCUUCCUCAGUGGGGUCAUACUUUGUGGUGGCGUAACCUUUGUAGACUUAUGGUCCUUCAUAUGAACAAAUCACUUGGAACCCUGGGAACGGUGAAUGACGUCUGACAUUGGGGAAAGGGGUAAUGCUAUGACAUUGAUGGUGGAGGUUGAGAGGAAAAUCAUUACUUGUGUGAAAGGGGUGGGUCUGAAUUUGAUGAAAACCAAAGUGUAUUCCUGGGCAAGUACAUUUUCUGUAGUGUUUCCCACAACUAGGAACUUGUUAAUAAAUUUGUAUAAAUUAUA